Molecule: messenger RNA, 11661 nt
Organism: Dicrocoelium dendriticum
Lineage: Eukaryota; Metazoa; Platyhelminthes; Trematoda; Plagiorchiida; Dicrocoeliidae
Source: the annotation of a GenBank genome assembly
AACUAACCCGCGCUUUCCGAAAUGUAAGAUGGCACCUUUCUCCCAACUUGUGAUGUUGUUGUGGUCUCUCCCAUCUAGUGCCUCUUAACAUUUGUUUGCUUAACAAAGAUCUGUCCUGCUCGACUUUUGGAACCUUCUACCGCUAUGGAUAAUCAAAUUCAGCCGCAUGAGUCGGAAAACACUAGUUUCCUACAAGAACUUGGUGACCCCAUUGCCUCAGGUUACUACAACAACCACCAAACAACCCACCAGAAUUCGGAUUUUCCUGAAGGAAUUGUUAACGCGAGUGACUCGGUGUCUUUGUACAGCCAGCCUCUCUAUGGUCAUGGGCAGCCUGCGUCUCCCCGGCACGUUGAUCCGAAAUCUUUUUGUGAACCCCCUGGCGUAUUUGCUUCCAACUUACCCAGCACUUGGAAUAAUGGCAUUGCAAGACAACCCUCAGGAUAUCCUUCGUCAUCUGUAUCCCAACGUCCAUACUAUUGGCCAUCCGGUUCUAGUUGUCCUACCUUGAGCUACCCUUCUCAGACCACCAGUUCUUACCGUGAGGCUCCACCGCUGACUAGCUCAAGACGGUUCCCUCUUUAUGCUCCGUCAGUCAUUUCGAAUGUCCAUUCUAGUGAUGAAACAACUCCACCGGUCACCUGCGCAAUACCCGUCUGCGGAGAUCUUCCGAAAGUUUCGCCUAGCGACUUGUAUAGCUCGUCGCACUGUUUUCAAAGCCCUACCAACUCCUUUUCUCAGCAUGAACUGGCUGGUUCAUCAGGACGUGUUGUGGAUCCUACAUAUCAUGCUUACUCAUCAAACUUAGAGGAGCUGCGUGUUGUUCGUGAUCGCAUCGCUGCACUUCAUCAAAUCUCCGCCACGAACCCCUCGGUACAGCAGGAGUUGAUGUUCCUGAAAGAUAGGCUAAGGAGUCUGGAGUCAAAUAGCUGUGUAUCUCAACAGCUUUCUGCCGAACUUCUGGAUCGCACCAAAGCUGAUUCUUCUCGCCACACCGAAAUUCCUCAUUCCGUCACAAUUACGUUGCAACCCACUGGUCCUUCGUCAUCAAAUUCCUCCUUCCCUACUUAUGUCCACCCUAGGGUACCCAGUUCUUCUACCGAUGAAAUGGUCUACCCUCGUAGAACCGGGACAACUGGUAGCCAGUUGACUGAUGACUUGCGUCCUUGUGGCGAUGGUCGAGUUACUGGUGAUUCUUUUCUCUUUUCGAAUGUCGCUGGCGAAGUCAACUCAAAAAGUGCAUCUCGCUCCUGCGAAUUGGCCAAUGCACCAUUAGAACAUUUCACAACCACACUAACUCCGACUGUCGAUGCCAGCGGUACACCGGUGUGCACCACACCACUGACCUUCCUACCCGAUGCUCUUCCUCCUACACCAGCUACCAACGACUCACUCAGUGAUCGGUUCUCUGAGCAUUCCAUAACAUCUGCAUGUCUUUCACGAUCAGAGUAUGUCGAACGUGCAAAUGAAUUAUCGCUUUGCGGAACGAGCGAGCCUCCAUCCACCGUGCACUUAUUUGAUCCUACAGCUGUUGAGUCUCACAUCGGUAAUUCGGUUGUUCGGACGACUGGUUCGGCGGCUCACGAUGAUGCAGUUGGUCGCGUUCAGCAAAUUGCUAUCACCACAGUCAGCGUGCACCCCAUACCUACCGGACGUUCUACCUUUCACUACAGACAGGCCGAUGCUCCGCAUCCGGCUCAAUUCGCAGCAGGCUGCUUCUCCAACAACUUCGGGCGAUACACAGACUCGUCAGAGUUUACCGAUGGAUCUCCAGGCGCUCAUGCACCUCACUUUUACCAACCCACUGGACGUCCUUUUGUGGUGUACCAACAUAACACAGUUGAUCAACCGCCCGAUCCCUAUCAUUACCAUGGGUUCCAAACUCGAUAUCCGUCUACUCCCAAAACGAUCCAGCUUCCUGCAGCUGUUCAGUGCAGCCCUGUACCCGGUCUACGAUCCCCUCUGCAUGGCACAGUCAUCUCACCUGUUGGUUCGGUUCCCACCCGUGCCCCAUUCGAAGUAGAAAAAUGCAACGGGAUCGUCGGCGGUGAGCUGACCUCACCUUAUUUGCCUAUUUUACCCAAAAUUCCCGGUUCUCCGUCUCCAUCCAAAUCAGGCCCACUAAAAUCUCGCAGGGGUAAUGCACUGGAUCGGGAAGCACGCAACGAGCGUCGACGCCAACAAAGGCUCCGCAAGAAGCAAGAAGAAGCGGCACAACAACAAAAUGAUGCCGCGGCCGAUGCCAAUUCCGAAGCGGAUUCAACUUUGAGUCCGGUUGUUUCACCCCUAGCAGCCAAACGGUCACGUCCGCCUCCCCGCAAAGCAUCAGACCCCGACUCAUUAGAGAGGGUUGAGCCGGAAAACGACAACACACAUGCCUUGGGGACUCGAGAUUCAGCUAUUCCCCUAGAUGACAAUGGACAAACAAUGUCCCCAAAAAGCAAAAAGCGUCGAAGUUCCGUACGGGCCAUUUUGCCAAAACAGUCCAAAAAGAAUAAAGUAAAAGAAGCCACCACGGAUCAACCCAUAGAACGAACUCCAAAGGAUGAUCUCAUUAUUGAAGACUCACCUGGGCUGGCUCAGUCACCUGUCCAAAAAUCAAUCGCGCUAACAGAAGAAUCGGCACCUGCGAAGCAGCUUCGAAUUGUCCGCGCCAGACCGCCUCGGCCAAAAAAGAAAAAACCCCUUCCAACCUUAAUUCGCAAAAAGAGACGUUCAGCCUUUUACGGGAACGAAUCUGACUCUGAACCCGACAUAUCUGGUCGGCUGGGUGGACGUGCUCCAUCAGGCAAAAGUUGCACUCCCGUUGUUGAUGCAGUCAGUGCUGAUCGAAAACGCAGAUCAGAGCGUACGGCCGGCGAUCGGAAGCGUUACACGGUGGACUUGGAGCUGAAUCUCUCCGACGAUUCAGACACCGCUGGGAAUGAGGAGAUAGCCACACUGAACUCCGAUACUCUGACUGGUAUGGCGGAAGAUAAUGAUUUCAAGGUGGUGGAGUAUGUACUGGGCCGCCGAGUUACCAAACGGGUUACAAAGAAAGUUAUUCAGCAGGAUGUCGCCGAUGGCGUGUCGGACACAACGCACCCUACUGACGAUGCUAGUGCCGUUACAUCACAGAUCCUCGAGGAAGAGGAGGAUGUGGAGGAGUUUUAUCUCAAAUACAAAGGAUAUUCUUAUCUCCACUGCGAGUGGCGCGCACUGGACGAGAUAGAUGACCCACGGAUCCGGCCCAAACUUCGGCGUUUUGAGAUAAAACAGGCCAAUUCCGUCCAGGUGGAGGAUGACGAUGUCGUCUUGUUCAAUCCGGAUUACGUAGAGGUAGAACGCGUACUUGAUAUGAAAGUGUACCGAAAUGGUCAACUGAUUUCUUCGGACAAGCUAUUACCCGAAUCCGAACAAGGCUCUGUGGUUGAUCUCGUGGAGCUUCGCAAACAACGCAAGCGGGAGCGAGAGCGUAACCGUGCUAGAGCUGUUCGUGAAGCUAAAGCUAGACUGAAAGCAGAGGCAGAAUCCAGUAUGGCUUCUCAAGACUCUUUGGGGCGCUCAACUCCAAUCACUGAAGAGCCUAUUAGUGAAUCGAAUGCUUCCAAGGACGCUUUGGGUGUUACACUAGAUGAGUUGGACGAGUCGGUCGAGUCCACCGCUGAGCGCAAGAGAUCUGAUAGUGAACUCACGGAAGAGACCAAGGGAGACGACGCAACCGUGAUGCAAUCAUGCUGCCCUUCUCUUUCUACCAGCUCCAGGAACCUGAUUAAUCCAGUUACGCUGCCUAAGACUGAUGCAUUAUUUAAAUCAGUGGAUCCGUCCGAUCGAGCGAUCGCCGAUGAAGCAACUUCCCCCGCUUCAACAGUCGUAUCUAUGGCUUCGAUUACUCAGGUGACAACUGAUCCAGCCUCCGCGAAGCCACCCGAUAGAGCUUCCGAUGACGAUUCGGACCACAGUACUGGCACUCGUUCUCCUGUCACCGUAACGUACUAUCUUGUCAAGUGGCGGUCACUCCCAUAUGAAGAUGCUACUUGGGAAUUAGCCCAAGAUGUUGAUCCUGCAAAAGUGAAGGAGUUCCUCAAAUGGCGAACACCAUCGAAGAUCGUUCCAGCGGCCCGCGACAAUGAUUACAAAAUUAUUCGACCAGAUGCUUCUACGUGGCGGCCAAUUGAAGCCGGAAAGGUGUACAAGAACGACAACAAACUGCGGGAUUAUCAGCUUGAGGGUGUGAAUUGGCUCACGUAUUGUUGGUUCCAUCAUCGCAAUUGCAUACUUGCAGACGAAAUGGGCCUGGGUAAGACAGUCCAAAGCGUCGCGUUCCUCCUAGAAAUUGCAAAGGCUGGUGUGCAGGGACCAUUUCUAAUCAUUGUGCCUUUAUCGACGGUAGCAAAUUGGCAGCGUGAGUUUGAAAAUUGGUCCGAUCUGAAUGUCGUUGUGUACCACGGAAGCAGCACCAGUCGGAACAUGAUCCAGGAAUAUGAGAUAUUCUACAAACGUCGCUCGUCGGACAGCGCCGUUCGACAUGAUGUCUACAAAUUCCACUCUCUGGUGACUACAUUCGAAAUCCUCAUGACGGAUAUUGAGUUCUUUGGACAAAUCCACUGGGUGGCUGCUGUAAUUGACGAGGCGCACCGGUUAAAAAACAAGAAAUGCAAGCUCGGUGAAGGACUUCGUUAUUUGGAGUUGGACCAUCGCGUUUUGCUAACGGGAACACCACUUCAGAACAACGUGGAAGAGUUAUUCGGUUUGCUUAAUUUUUUGGAGCCAGACAGAUUUAAUUGCUCUUCCACGUUCGUCGCUGAAUAUGGCGACCUAAAAACUGAGGAGCAAGUAGAAAGCUUGAAAGCUUUACUGAAGCCGAUGAUGCUCCGUCGAUUGAAAGAGGAUGUUGAAAAGAGUUUGGCCCCAAAGGAAGAAACAAUUGUCGAGGUGGAACUCACAAACAUUCAGAAAAAGUACUACCGUGCUAUUAUGGAACGCAAUUUUGCAUUCCUGUGCAAGGGUUCUACCUAUUCAAAUGCCCCCAACCUUAUGAACAUAAUGAUGGAGCUUCGUAAAUGCUGCAACCAUCCGUUCCUUAUCAAAGGUGCAGAGGACGCCAUCUUGGAGGAGAUGCGUUCACAACCGAACUUUGACCAACCACUGACAGAGGAUUCACUGACUUUCCACGCUAUGGUGUACGCCUCAGGGAAACUGGUCUUGAUUCACAAAUUGCUCCCGAAACUCAGGGCGAACGGCCACAAAGUACUCAUAUUUUCCCAAAUGAUUCGAGUGCUGGACAUUUUGGAGGAUUACCUCAUUCAUCAGAGGUUUCCGUUCGAACGUAUUGAUGGUCGUAUCCACGGUCCGCUGAGGCAAGAGGCCAUCGAUCGGUUCACUGCCGAUCCCGACAAGUUUGUCUUUCUCCUCUGCACCAAGGCCGGUGGCCUCGGUAUCAAUCUGACUGCCGCUGAUGUUGUUAUAAUCUAUGAUUCCGACUGGAAUCCGCAGAAUGAUCUACAAGCCCAGGCUCGUUGCCACCGUAUUGGACAGCAGAAAAUGGUCAAGGUUUACCGCCUGAUCACCCGUAACACAUAUGAACGCGAAAUGUUUGAUAGAGCCUCCUUGAAAUUGGGAUUAGAUCGCGCUGUGCUUCAGUCGAUGGGAAGCAAAGAAGCAAGACAGGCACAAAUGAGCAAAAAAGAGAUUGAAGAACUGCUUAAAAAAGGUGCCUAUGGUGCGCUUAUGGACGAUGAUCAGGCUGGGGAAGAUUUUUGUGAACAAGAUAUCGAUAAAAUUCUACAGUCAAGAUCUCGCGUCGUGCAACUGGAGCAAGGCGAGAAAAAUUCUACCUUCUCCAAGGCGACAUUCUCCAUGUCUGACAAUCGAAGCGACAUAGAACUAGACGAUCCUAAUUUUUGGCAGAAGUGGGCCAAAAAAGCUGGUGUCGAUGAAACUGCCGGAGCCGCAAAGGAUCUCAUCCUCAAGACCCCACGUCAGCGUCGCCAGGUAUCAAGGUACUCUUCGCUCGCCGCAAAUGAGCCAAAUUUCGCCAAUCCUCCCAGUUGUGAUAAUUCCGAGGCGGAAGAUGAUGGUACUGCACAGAGCUCUGGUGAGGAUACCAUAGUCCCCGGAUCCGGUGGUCGCGGACGCUUUCGUCGAUGUCGCCGACAACGACGACACUCCCAUCACCCGUCUCAGCUGUUUUCUGGUCGUCGUGCUAGCCAUGUUUCCUUAUCUGAGAAUCCCCAAAGUCCCAACAACAAACCCCCUCGCAUCGAUCCUCUGGAUCGCGCUGAUUUGUUCCGCGUUGAGCGUUGUCUGCUGACUUGGCCAUGGGGCCAAUGGGAGAGAGGUCUGGCCAGCUUUCCUUUCAAACGCUCUCUGACACCCGUGGAGUUGGCAUACCACGCCAGUGCUGUGCUGGCUUAUGCACUUCGCUUCAUGCCCCCUUCUGCUGACACCCGAAUACGAACAACGAUCAUCACCCUCACUCGACCGCACAUAUGGAAUCUAAGCAUAGAAGAGGUUGCCAAAGCUGUGGCUAAAGCAACGAGCAGAGCAAGUCGAGGUCUUCGAGUGUUUGAUGUCGUAAACGACAAGGAAGCUGCCGAUGCUUCCCACACGGCAACUUUACCCAAAUCUGAGGAUUUAUCGUGCCAAGUAGAUGCUUUAGUGGAUUCUCCUUUGACGAACGAGGCCCCUGGUACGCCGGCCUUGUCUGGAGCUGUCUCCGUUGAUGCACCUCGCGAGUGUGCUGCCACCGCUGAUAGAGUAACUGCGUCCCUUUCAGUUGAACACAGACACAUGACGCCUGUUCACCCAUCAGAAACUGUAAGCGCCUUGCCUGCCGAAGAAGAGCCCGUGGAAUCACCGGCAAGUUGCGGAUCCCUUGGGGACGAUAGACUGCUCAAGGAGUCGUUCCAACAAGAAGCCACGCAUACCUCACGCAAUCAAAGUACUGCGGAACAUAUUGCUUCCGAUUUGAUAGAAACUCAAUCCGUAACAUCUGAAAAGCCGGAUGACGAUAUCCCAGAUACUGCUGCCGAAGAGAAGAGUAGUGACGUUGCGAAUAUAUCUCCCAAAACCGCCUGCUUUGAUCCGGACUACCUUCUACCUUGCGACAGUUUUCGCAAACACAUGCAGCGGCACAGUGCUCGGCUGCUCAAUCGGGUGGCAUUUCUGCUAUUCCUUCAAUGUGAAGUAGUCGGGAUCGAACAGACCGCGGAACUGACAGCUGGGCGUCUCUCGCACACCGACUUUCCCGAUCUUUAUGCCAGCCUCCCACCCCUUGAAGCCAUUGAUUCCGAACUUCCGGCUCCGUGGUGGGACGCAUGUUGUGACAAAUGCCUCUUGUUGGGAGUGUUGAAGCACGGUUGGGAAAAGUACAUGGCAAUCCGUUUGGACCCGAAACUUUGUUUCUACUCACGCGCGAUUUCUCUCCUUUCCGAUUCGGACGACGUAAAACCAUCCGAUCUGAUCGAUAAUUCUGAUUUGAAACAGCAACCGGCUUCUCCCGUAUCCUCCGACGCUACUGCUAGGGCCGAUGCUUCUAAAUCGGAUGACGAGUCAACCGCCGCUGCGAAGCUUGAGGAAGGCACUCGUGAUCUGACGCCUCUUGUCGAUGAUCCUAAAGAUCCUCACUCUUCUCCCUCAUCACCCCUUGCUCCGAAUAUUAAAGAAGAGCGCUUGGAAUCCGCUUUCGCUCCCGUUGAUAUGCUUAUCGAUGCGAAGGGUUGCGACGACCAAUCCUCGGCGGCCGAGGAUGAGAAUGCGCUUGACGAAGCCCCACCUGAUGCUCUCCUCUCUGUCCUCAUGUUCCCUGCUGUAGCUGACCUCAACAGCCGUGCUCGCAAGCUCGUUGGCUUCUUUGUACGCAUUAAAAACCAGCUGGAAUUCGACAUGCAUCGGCGUCUCUCUGUUGAGGAUGACGAGGAUUCUCCCAGCCAGGUGCCUAACAUUCGCCUUUCGGAAAACAGGGCUAUAAAAUGGACUCGCAGAGAAGAAGCCGAUUUUUAUCGUGUGGUUUCCAGUUUUGGAGUCGAAUUCACCCCGGUCUCUCUGAGUGAAUCAGAACGCAAGGAAUCCAAAACCCCAAACGCCGUGAAACGCCGGUACAACUGGUACAAUUUCCGGCAACUGGCAAACAUCACCCGUAAGACUGAUGACGCGUUGACAGAGUAUUUUCAUGCAUUUUACCGAAUGUGUCAGCGGGUUUGCAAACGGCCACUUACCGAGUUUGUUGGACUCGCUUCCACCGCUGCUACAACAACUACUUCCGGUUCUAGUCCUUUUGGUGCCGAAGUUCCGGUCGAACCGAUCUCGGAAGAACGCGCUAAUCGAUGCUUGUCUCGAAUCGAUUUACUUGCUCGUAUUCGUAACGAGAUACUCACCCAUCCUCAAUUGCUAAAGCGUCUUUCACUUUGUCAACGUGGCUCUGAGAUCCCCGGCUGGUGGAUUCCCGGCAAACAUGACGGCGAGUUGUUGCGAGCAGCGGCCAAGCACGGACUUGCUCGUACCGAUCUGAACAUUCUCACCGAUCCCGAGUUCAGCUUUUGCCGUGUCGUCAACCUUAUCAGAGAAAAACUGGUACAGGAGUCCGCAGUGAUAGAUUGUCCUGGGGAGUUAUCGGACAAUCCAAUGCACCGUUCGAAUAUUGCGCUGGCGGCCGCUUCAGCAGCCAAGGCAGUGAUGGCUCAACUUGAAAAAGAUUCUCCCAGACCAUUCAGUCCAUCCAAAUUGACCACUUCAGCUGACUCAAGCGCACUUCGUUCGGAGAAUGGGCUGGGAUCGGUAUUCGGCCCGGACUCUUUGACCCCCCGGGUGAAUGCGCACUCAGAACGGGACAGUGCGAUCAUCGACUCAAUGCAAUCGAAGCGCAACGAUCCUUCGGCAGACGAAUCAUCCGAACGAUUGGACUUGUGUGCUACGAAGGAGGGCCAUGUUGAUCCCGAGAUUGCACCAAUGGAGUCCGCACCUGACUCAUGCGGCGGGGCUGCAGACGAACCGCAUUUACUUUCGAAAAAAGCUGAAUCUAAAGCAGGUUCGACUUUUGCGCUAAAAGCCACCCCAAACCUCCGUUCCAAAGAUGCUUCAAAAGAGGACAUUAGCAAAUUCAUCUCUGGGGCAGAAAGUUUAUCUGCAGAAUGGUCUGUGAAGUACGCUACAAAUCUCGCCACAGCCUGGCCGAAGGACCGAACGAUACAGCAUCGUCUAGAAUUGAUUUGCCAAACCAUCGAAACAAACGAAUGGCCUGCUCCACGACGUUAUCUUCCCGCCGCAACCGGGUCUUCCACCUCAGUUCUAGAUCCGAAAGGGACGACGACAACCGACCCGAAGCUGGCCAGCUACACGACCGCAUACACAACCGUUCGUCACCCGGCUGUUGCGCAUUCUGCAUUCCCCAUCUCCUUGUCUCAUAAACUUCAAGCCAGCUACGGGAUGUUUCACUCGAGCAACGCGACCAAGCACCAUCACCCUGGUGUUCCUCGCCCGAUCCCAAUCGAGUCUCCUAAGCAGCUGAAUUUCUCGAACUCCUUGCUCCGUAGCCCACCGGCACCCUCCGAGGAUGGUUCGUUCCAGUCGAUGGAUGUAUCUGGUGGUGGUGACUCUGGCAGUUUCGACUCAUCUCAUCCGCUUAACCUGGUCAGCUCUCCUAAUUCGUCAGCGCAUCGCGGCUAUGAUCCCUACAAGAGUCGCACACACGCCUCCGUUAUUUUGACCCCCACCUCCCCUACUUCUGCUGAAGAUUACAGCAAAUCCGCCGCAGCUUCAUUCAACUUUGACGGCUCUCCUAACUCCGCUUCUUUUACCUCAAGUGGCUCUAUCGCUCCUCCUACAUCACGUGGUCGCGGACGGGGCCGGGGUCGGGGUAGUCGCGGCAGCCGAUUAUUGGGCGCGCGCCAACGCCUUUCAUCGGCUUCUCAGCGUGGGGUCUAUGGUUCAACAUCCCGCCUAAGCGCCUCCCCUCAUUCUCCCACAUCUGGUGGAGACUACCACAACCGCUCCACCUCACUCACUCGUGACGGUAUGAAGCGAAACUGUGGUCAGGUGAAUCGGGAUUCUGAGGACUUUCUCUCACCAUCAGACCGCCACCAUCGCGGAAUGCCGCCACCAAAUCUCACCUCAGCUCCUCGAUCUCUCCCCGGUGGCCGCGGGAGGAAGAGAAAACUAGAUUCUCCCCGAAAUUCCAUGGACUUUUCCACUGUGAGUCAUAGAGGAGGAGCGUCUCAUUCAAAACGUGAACGCAAUGACCCAUCCGGAUCUGGUGCAGAAUUACCCAGCAAAGUAUCCAAGUCUUCCUCAAGAGCUAGAGGUUCCUCGGCAUCCGGUUCCGAUGUUUGGGAGAUUCGUGUUCCUGUCAUUAGCCUUGUGGACGGCUCGUUGAUCUAUGGUGACAAAGCUCCGAAACGUCGCAAUUUGGAGGCUUGGUUGGAAGCUAACCCGAACUACAUGCCGUAUUCGGUGGAGAUGGAGGAUCGUGUCAUCUACAGUCGUGUAGCCGGUGCCCGAGGCCAAGACACAAACAACAUGGAGGCGUUAGCUUACAAACAUUACCUAAGCAGUCUGAUUGCCAGUGCCACUGCCGGAUUGCAUCCGUCCCUCACUCAAAGUGGAGGCACUAGCAGCAAUAGCGCCAAUGCUGCGGCCAGUUUGGCUAGUCAACAGCAGCAGCUCUUGCAGGCACAGCAGCAGCAGAUCCUACAAGCUUUCGGAGCGUAUGCACGCCAUCCUGCCUACGCAAGCCUGAUCGCUUCUGCCCUGGGCAAUUGGCAAGCCGCAAAUUUCGUCGCCGCGUCCUCAUUCAUUCCCAAUUCUCUAGAGCAGCCCACCGGGACGGUCACUGCCACAACCACAUCAACCCAUACGUCCUCCACAACCCCGAGUACCAUGUCUACAAGAGCGCGUUCAGCUGCCGCUAGACUUCAAGACUCUCCUGGACCCACUGAUAUUCCCGAGGGUUCUGCUACUGGCACUGGAUCCUCACUGUCUAACAGCCGCCCCGCCUCUCCUGAGCCCGUAGCAAGUGUAUCCGGGAAUCCGUCGUUUGGGGGCAUGGAAUCCGUCAUUUCUGCCGCCUACAAACAAGCGACUGCCAACCUGGCCUACAUGUACAACCCCUUGGCAGCCGCCGCUGCAUACAGUCAGAUGAUGUUCUCCUCAGUGGCGAACGCUGCUGGCACUGAUGCCUCGGCCUCCAAUCCCGCCGGUUUGGCUGGACAACAAGCAGCUCUCGCUUCUCUAUACGCCAAUUACAUGCUUUCCGCCAAACAAACUCAGCAGCAAAUGAAACAGCAACUCGGCGCAUGGGAUCAGCAACGAUUACAGCAACAGCAGCAGCUGGCCUCGCUCGCCUCUGGAUUGGCUGCCGCCUGCUCCGGCACGAGUGAUUUGGACUCUUCCAGUUUGCUCUCUAUGUUUACCGGUAUCGGUGCCAGACCUACGAACACCACUGCUUCAUCAAGUGGAACUAUGUGCUCUGAAUCUGUCCCACUGUCAACUGUGCAGCCAGUUGCAUCUCACUCUCAAACACCACCAAAUUCGCAGUCCCCUCACCCAUCCAGUCCCGUUAAUCUUGCUGACCCUGGUCACCCAAGUUCACCGGACGCCGCAUCUCAUGACGUAACCGAUUCCAAAAACGAAUCCCAACCCAGUGACACUGAUCAAAAUCAAGCCAUUUUGGAUCUCAGCAAGUGA